CUUUUACAGGUACUUUAUCUGCGAUAUCCGAUGGCAUGCAAUAUGGCUGGACUGCACCCACAGUGCCCAUCUUACUGGGACCGGACACCCCCAUUAAGAUCACAGAAUUCCAAGCAGAAUGGCUGGAGUCCGUGUUGAUGAUUGGAGCAUGUUGUGGCUUGCCGGUUACGAUGUAUCUGGUGGACAAAAUUGGGAGAAAGAAGUCACUUUUGGUGUCUGCUGCUACCACGUUCACGGCUUGGAUUAUCAUGGCUGUUGCUAGGAGGAUUGAGUGGAUUUAUGUCGCCAGAUUCUUCUCUGGGAUGGCAGGAGAUAUGGCAUUCGUAGCAGCUCCGAUGUUUAUCGCAGAAAUAGCAGACCAGAAGAUCAGAGGGUUUCUCUCCAGUCUGAUCUACAUCAUGAUGCUCACGGGAAUUCUAUUGCUCUACUGUGUGGCACCUUUUGUACCGAUUUGGGUGCCAUGUGUAAUUGGUUUGACAAUCAACGCAAUAGGUAUGCUGGUUUUCUCCUUCCAACCAGACUCACCAUACUACCUUCUCUACAAGAACCGACCAGACGAAGCUAAGCGUGCACUUAGACGAUUAAGACAACGUGAAGACGUGGACACAGAAUUCAAAGACAUCUCUGCAGCCAUAGACCGUCAAAAGGGAGAGAAAGGAAGAUUCCAGGAUUUGGUUCUUGUAGACAGCAACAGAAAAGCUUUGGUCAUCAUGGUGAUGCUCAACAGCUCUCAACAUAUGAGCAGUAUCAGUGUGAUGCUGAUGAACUUGCAUUCUAUCCUGGAGGAAGCUGGUGCAGUGUACGUGGCAGCUUCAACCGGUGCCAUCAUCUUCUCAGCUACGAUGUUCUGUGCAGCCAUGUCAGCUUCACUAGCUAUAGACAACUUUGGAAGGAAGUUUUUGCUUUGUUGUUCAGGUGUCUGCGCCGGUCUGUGUCUGUUGACAAUAGCUACCUACUUCACAUUGAAAAACAAUGGGUUUGAUGUCUUGCACGUUAGUUGGCUACCUCUACUUAUGGUCAUGUUAUAUGCAGCUUCGUUCAAAUUUGGUAUUGGUCUAGUACCUGUAGUUCUGACAGCAGAAUUGUUUCCCGCAAGAGUCAAAGCUAUAGGCAUGACUCUUUCCGACUUGUGCUAUGUAGGGUUUGCAGUGAUUACGUUACAAAUUUAUCAUGGAUUGAAGAAUGCAUUUGGUAUACAUGUACCUUUCUUCAUAUUUGCCUGCAGUUGCUUUUGCACUGUGAUCUUCACGAUAUUCUAUAUUCCAGAAACGAAGGGUAAGACCCUUGAGGAAAUACAGAUGAUACUGAAGGGACAAGAGUUGGACGACCUUCAGAAACCUAAGGCAGUUAGUGAAGAUGAAAACAAAAAGGAUGGAACGUAUAAAAAUGAAGCUUUUGUACCUUGAGCAUUAGUAUUGGUGAUAAUGUCAUAAGCUAUGUGAUCGUCACAUCAUUCAGAAAUACUCUGCUGCUAACCUGUUUUAUUAAAGGUAGCAAGAACUUAUGAUACAGACUUGGGUACGUUUACCAAUAUCUUUCCACUUGGUGGCGAAACUUGUAGUAUUCUACUUAUGUCAGACUUGUGUUAUUCUACUUAUGUCUUUUGAAACAUAACUUUUUAAAAAAUUAUACAAGAGCUCUAUUUACGUCUGUGUUCCUUGUCUUCAUUAUGAAUCAUAUGGAGUGGUCUUGAAUGCUUGAGCUCGAAUACAAAUUGUCUUAAAUAGCAAAAACAUGACCUCUUGCUAUAAGCUGAGAAAUACGUGGGAUUCUGUAGUAAGCUUGACCUUCACCGAUCUGACGGGCAGUCGAAAAUAAUUUAUUAUGAAAUAUAUAUGUUAAAUAAGUAUCGGUAAUAGGUUGCCUGGAGCUACGAUCCGGCAUCCUUUUCUAUCGCAAUGGAUAGUACGCAUAUCACACCGUUUCUAAGAUUUUCAUACGUUUGAGUUUUUCAAUUUAAAGCCCUGAUAACUGUGAUUGCUUAUACGUUUUUUGUAGGCAAUCUUACACCGUAGUGUUCGCACUGAUAUUAUCUUUAGUAUGAUGAACAAUUUUAUUGGUUUGAGAGAUUAGGCGACGAGAAAUGAAAGAUAGUUUUCCGGUACUUAAUUGGAGGUACUCUGUUGAUUCCUUUAAGCUACGUAACACUGAUACUGUCCAACCGGUCUUCAGAUCAGUUCGGAAAAGCUUUAAUAUCUAUGUGUAAUUAAAAUAUAGGGCGGGAAAGUUUUUUCAACAAGUUUUAUUGCACAAUUAGAUCCAGACACUUCCAAGAGAAGCAGUCUGGUCAAUGGAGAAAAACAUGGAAUUUUGACAGUACUUAUGAUGAGCUUCAAAAUAGGGUAUACCUGAUCCCAAUUUCAUUUGAAAAAUGUUCAAAGAGGGUGUCUGGCUUCCAUAUUAAAAUUUGUCAUUGUUACUUUUUCGCUAAAAUAUAGUAUUAAAGUAGAGCAGAUUGAAGCUCAAACAUUCAAACCAGUUUUCCUCUAGUGGUCUAACAAAAGUUUCUCAAAGGAGACGAUUCAUGUAAAAUUGAACUUUGAAAAGUACAUUAAGUGUUUUGAAGAAGUUAGUGGCCAAGAAAAUAAAUUCUUCGGUGUAGGCCAACAUUUCCCAAUUUCUACGCCACUGAUAUAGUCUCAGGCACUAACAUUUUUGUAUAAAUUGCCUGUGAUGCCGAUACUACAUAUACAAGAUUUAAAGUCAAUAUCUUAAUCUACGCUAAGCAUACAAUUUAUUCCCAAUUUCGAAAGUAUUUUAUUUUACCCCAGAAAGCUUGCCACAUUUCUUCAGAAACAUUCUGUAUACAGAACUCAGGUCCUUUUGACUUCUCUCCCUCGUUGAUCCCGUUUCAUCCAGCUCAUGGUAUGCAGGCACUUCGAGGCAUGACAUCAUCGCUAACGAAAGGAAUGCACAUUUUCAGCGUGCAAGAAAGUAUUCAAAAUAUACACCCCCGGAGUUCUAAUAAAAACAGCGUCCACGGAAAUUGAUUGGAUCUCGCUGUAAAACGGUUUAUCGUGCCGCAUUUUGUACGAAUCACGUUUUCCAGUUUCCCUACGUUGAGUGUCAGAUGGCAAAUGUCACUAUCUCUAGUGAACUGCCAUCGAAAAAUAGUCCAGAGAUUAUGGAAACGACGUUGACUCAUCUGCGAUUUUUUUGUUUUUUACUUCCCACGCCUGCUGGCGAGGAAGUAAUGUGCAUCACGGAAAAUCAUGUCAUCCAUUUUCGUCUGUCUCUCUGCCUGCUGGUCUGUCUGUCCGCUGAUCCUUGGCCCGUCGAUUACUUGGAAAGUACCAUUCGGAUUUUGAUGAAAUUUUCACACAGUCACCACUAUGCCCAGCUUUGUAGUUUUUGGAAAUAGGUUCACUGUGGUGGAGAAAAUCGCCAAAAAUGAGAGAAUAAAAACCCAUCAUACUCCGUGUUUUGACGUUUCUGAGGAUAUCCAUUCUUGUUGGAAAAAAUGGGGAGUGGGGGAUUGUAGGAGGGCGUAUCGAAAUUUUUUGAGGUUAGUAUUUAAAUACAGUUCCAAUCCCGAUAAUUCUACGGACCUAUUAGACAUAAUCAACACAUCAUGGAUUGCCCUGUGCAUUUGCCCCUUGAACUUAUAACGACAGAAAAACGUUUUCGACAUGUGUACCUUUGUCUGCUGGCUUAAACUGCGUGCCGGCGUUACGUCCUGCAUGACUGGUAGCGCUUUGUCGUGUGUAAUGCAUCGUGCUUCCAGAUAUUGGGAAGAGGCGACGAGACGUUGAAAGAUGAACGGUGCAUCUGGUAAGGCAGGAAAUGAUGUAGUGGACUAAUUGUACGGACCUGUUUGACGGACUCGAUCCGUUUAUUUUCUCUGUUAUAUAUGUUCGUGACUAACUUUCCUUUUAGAGGCUCUAACUUAAACAUGGUGCUUUCGUCCGUCUAACCAAAGAUAUCCAACCACAGACAGCUGUUCCGUGCUUUGGUCUAGGCUUAGUCUCUGGGACAACAACGAAAACGAAACAGCUAUCCUCUAUCCAGGGUAAUAAGGUUUAUAUAUAAAAUGGAUCAAGGUUGCAGCUAGACCAUAACGAUUAAGAUGGACGCCAUCUAGGGCGGAAACGAUGCGAAGAGAACCGCUGCGACAGUUGUCAGAUUCACAGCUCAAACGUGGCUUCCCUUCACACUGGUCCCAUUGCACGAAUCCUCAUUUCAUUACAUAUAAAGGAACCCAGAUGGGCAGUUUUGCUUCUCUCCAUCUCGCUUCCCUAUAUAUCAGUGGGUGUACAACUUUAUUGUCCACCACACAGGUAUAAACUGUAUUCAAAUCUCACUUACUCCCGCCAAAACAAGUACCAACAUAUAAUGUUAAGAUUUUCCAACUUCUGUUGGCCAGCGGGAGAUAAAUGCCUGAGUCGGGAGCAACAAGCGAAUGCACUUGAACUCGCUUUGCUACGCGCUGUCAAUAAACAUUCGCUCACCACUAGCCAGCUGGCUUCAGCUUGUCCGAAUGCUUCCGGUAACAAUAAGAGACCAUUUUUCGAAACUUGAAAGCCAGACUUUUUACGACAACUGUUUGUAUCGAAUUUUCUACUUAAAGGUCAAGGAACGCGUCCUUCUAAUUAUGGCCUACUAGGUAACACUCUGUAUACAGUGUGUUUCAAAUUCCACUCUGACCACUGAGAUCCUGGAAACCGUAAGAGAUACGAAGUCGCCUGAGUGGAGGUAAAGGUGCGUACUUAAAAUAUUUCCAGAGAGAUACAGAAAAAACACCAAAAAUCGUUUUUCCUUGAAUUUAUUUGUAGUGGGAUUUCAAAAUAAAUUGCACAUUAAAAUUGCUACUUUUUCUCCUAUAGAAGAUUAGAAUUUCAAUAUGACAUUUCGUCUCUUGUCAGCCAGCAUCAAGUUUUUGUUUUCAUAUUGGAUUUUUAUUCAGAUAAAUAUAAGUUUCUAAUGCUAAUGUCAAAAAUGUUUAAUACGUCAUAUAUCAAAAAGAGAAUUUCCUAGGUAGUCAUUUGCUUCACAACCAGAUUUAUCUCAAAAACACUUGAGACGAGUUUUCAAAAUGAAUUGCAUGUUGUGAUUGUUACUUACAGGAUGGAGUAGUCAAAUUUUCAAUUCGACAUUUCUUCUUUCGACUUCGACCACCAACUUUGUUUUUUCAUAUGAACGGUAUACUGAAAUUUUUACAUCUAAAUGGACUUUUCAGUCAUAAAUUCAGUGAUGUAUUUACUUAGUUGCCCAUUAGUUUGUUGUUCGAUGAAAAUUAUAAGGGAAUAAAAAGGAAUGGCGAAACCUGAACGCAAGAUGAAAAUUUUAUUGAUCGUAAUAACAAUAAUAAUAAUAAGAAUGUCCGGUAUUUUGUAGGCAAAACCUCUUCUCUGUACAUACGUCACUGAUUCAAGUUUUCAAAACUUCAACCAUUUUUUAAAUCAGAAUUGAAAACUCUAUUCAACUGCGCAGAAGUCCAAAAGUUAAAGCUGGAGGACAAGAGACGAAACGUUAUAUUGCAAUUCCUAUUAUGCCGUCUUGUAGAGGAUAAAAAGUGGCAGUGUUAAUGUGCAAUUUAUUUUGAAAUCCCACUACAAAUAAAGUCAGGAAAAAUAUUAAAAUGAUUUUGGGAAAAUUCAGUUUUUACCGUCUCUGGGCAGAACAUCGAAACUUUCUAGACGGCAUGUUGUUGACUACGUAAAUACGUAACUUUGUUCCCAUUUAAGCGACUUCGCAUAUUUUACAGUUUUCGAGAUCCCAAUUCAACCACUUUCUGGUUUUGCAUAGAAUACGAAUUGCACUACGGAACUUGAUCGUCUGUUGAGUGGGUUUUGCCGAAAUAAAUUAAUUCUCUUACAAUACAACGAGUAUUCGGCGCCGUUUUUCGAGAUGCGCAUAUCUCAACGGAUAAAUCUAUUAGAAAACACAGGACUGUGAGAAUUGAGACUGCUUUUCUGCAUCGCUAGCGCCACGGUUUAAGUGCUAAUUUCAAUUUGGGGGUUUUUUAAACCUCGGAGUAUCCACAGCUGUUGACAAAAUGAAGUCAAGAAAGGCUUUGGUGUGCAGCAUAUAUUCAUGUUCUUGGACAUGAUAGGGCGACUUGUGGUUGUUACAAGCUUUAGAUGUUUUUUUUUAUUUCGCAGAUACUACCAUCGUCAUGAGAAUGUAUGUCAGAUCACCACUGUUAUAACUGAUAAAAGUCUUCUUUUGUCAUCUUUCAGUACACGUAUGUCCAACUAUUUCUUUGGAAUAACUUUUUUGAAAAGAGGCCUUUUUCUACUAUGCAUCAUUUUGUCUUUCAUCAGCCUUUGAAACAACGGUAUCGGAAAAAUACUACAUCGGUCUAUCUCCUGUACGUACUUUUGUUUUAUUAUGAACUGUUUUUCAAGUACGGUACUUGUUAAUAGAAAAUUAAAAAGUGAACCUCCGCCAUAUACAUCUCUUUAUUAAAUUAAUCUCGUACAGAUAACCGAACCUAUCAUCAAUACAGUUUGAAAUGUAAACAUCUGGUAUAUAUUGUAUAUUAAAAAGGAAUAUAUUGAAACUUUUCUUUUAUGUUGGGUGUCUAGCCUCGGUUUAUAAACACCACCAGUGAUCUCCUGACGGAGCUGCAUCCCAACUACCUUCAAACCAUUCUUCAAGCAGUUUUACACGAUGGUAAAAUCGCUCUCCUGCUCAUCCAUCACAGUUCAAAGAUUUAAAGAAAAAAAUGGCGCAUUCAACAUAUCUUUCACCGAGAGUUCUGCGUUUUCAGCUCUGUGUGUAACUAAAGAGGCGGUUAGCACAGAUUUUUUAACUAGCGAUUUUCACGCUCAUAGUUCUUUGUCAUUUCGUUUUUGAUCGAAAAUUUGGUUUUUCAUUGAUACGGCUAUUUGUGGACCGAUAAAAAUUAUGGACCAUUUCUUCUUUGAGCUUUAUGCCACUUAUUUUUAGAAAAACAUAUUUCAAUACAUAAAUCCCUUGUCAUUUUUAUCCCUUGUCUGACAUAGACAUGGAUUAGAAGAGUACCAGUAUAUACCUCGAAAGCAAGAUGUGAUAGAAGCAAAGACAUCCACAUACUGUUACUAAGAGAGAACCGUAGUUUUUCGGGUACAGGAAAUGUGCCACGUAGUGCUAUCAAUGUUUGCUUCAAGAUUAUCUGUAUUUUCAAAUUAAAAAAUGACCGAUGCUUUACUUGUUAUUCGUACAGAGACUGUGGGGUAUUCGAAAUUAACUCACUGAUACUAUUGUGCAUAAGUUUAGAAGUUACGUGUUACUGUUGAAAAUCCAUUUCAAACGUUGUAUAGAUGAAAUAACAUUGGGGAAUUGCUUAUUUCCGGGAACUCUCCAGGCUUUGAAUAUUGAAUUCAACAUGCUUUUAUGUAACUAGUGAUAAAUUAUGUAUAUAUGUUUAUGUAACUGAAUUGUUUCACUCGUAUAACUUGAAUAAUGAUAUUGAUACACAACUAUCCUGAAAUUCCCGGUAGUAUCCAAUGAGUUACGCAUUAUAGAUAAAAACUUAUAUUUAUUAAAUUAUUAUAUGCACAGAAUUAAAAAUUACUACAAUAAAUAGACAUAAGCACUAUAUCUCUACACUUUAAUUAUCAUCACAGAGGAGAGUGAUCUGGACGUAUUUGAGAGGCUGGUAAAUGUAGUAAAAAGACAUUAUCGAAACUAGCGUUUCGUCAACAAUGUUUUCAGGAUAAGGUUGAUGAAAGGACAAACAUUUUUUAUUUCCAGUGCAAUAUUACCUAUGUAUACCGAACAAAUCUUUUGAAGCAGUAAGAAUCUUCUACUUUGGAUGAGUUCGGUGUUUGAUUUGCCGUUUAGUAAUAAUGUCUUAUAUGUAUAAGUUGCCAAAUUGACUGGACUACCAAUCGACAAGUUUCGCUGUUCGCUUAUCACUCGGUCAAUGAAGAUAUUGCAUUUUUAUCAAACUAUAUACAUGUAUAUUUAUAAGAGCAAAGUAUGUAUGUUUUAUAUUUGUAAAUAAAUAAUUACGAUUGUUAAAA
Messenger RNA from Acanthoscelides obtectus, 7949 nucleotides. NCBI's taxonomy places the organism in Eukaryota, Metazoa, Arthropoda, Insecta, Coleoptera, Chrysomelidae. The record is from the annotation of a GenBank genome assembly.